AACAAUUUUUGUUGAGUUAGUUGUUUUUGUAUCCUUAAUUAACUUCAAUAUAAACAUCGUAAUACUUAUUUUAACACAUUUUUCGUAAGUUUUCUAAAUUUAAGAUGUACGCAGCAUCCCCGACGCCUUCUGAUUUACAUUAUGAUAAUUCCCCCGAAAAUGGCUACUUACGGCGAAGGAGAGCUCUUCGCAGGUUCAGAGCCUUAGUCCGCCUCGUAAUGGCCAAUCUCUACUGGAUAGGAGAUCCUGAAGACCUGAAUAUUGGAGAUAACGUCAAAAGAAACAUCCGAUUGCUCAUGAGAAGGAAAAGAAUACAGAGUGUGUUGACUAUCAAGGAGAAGUCGAUUUUAAAUAAACCUAAAGAGAUGCGCACGGAAGAGGAGAAGAAGAUAUUGGUUAAGUGUAUCAGUGGUCUGAGGUGUUUCAGGAAGUAUCCUCCAGAGGUGAAGGAAAAACUGGCUGCUGUUACUUAUUUCCAGUAUUUCGGACCUGGGAGAAUAAUUAUAAAACAAGAUCAUUUACCAGAAGCAAUGUACUUCGUACUGAUUGGCGAAUGCACCGUUUUGAAAACCCGAUACGACCAAAUACUCAAAGAACACGUAACCGAAGACAUAGGUACUAUAGGUCCAGGAGGGAUGUUCGGUGAAGUAGCUCUACUGCACGGAACUGGAAGGUUAACCACCAUCGAAACCCACACCGAUUGCGAGUUCCUGAAGGUUAAAAAGGCGGACUUCGAGUAUGUGCUGAAGGAAACUGUCACAGCCCUGUGGGAUAGGUUAACGAACGUGUUGGAUCGGCUUACGUAUUUUAAGAAUUGGGACCAAAUUACCAAAAGGGAGUGUUGCAUAAUAUGUAAAACUAGAAAUUUCGAGGCUAAUGAGACUAUUUUAGGAGACGGCAUAGGAUUUCAGCAACAUGUAUAUUUUGUGAUAGAAGGAGCCUGUAUGUUGGUGGAAAAUAUGAAGAUCCGAGUAUACGAAAGAGGGGGAGUAAAGUCAUAUCGUAUGGACACUGUUUCACAAGACUCCACUAAUGUUACCGAGGAAAAUAUAUCACGAAUUAUAGGCAAAUAUUAUAGAGAAGAUGAUAUAACUCCUACAAUAACUCCCAAAAUGUCAGCUGUCACUUGGAAGCUUUCCUCUGCAUCUACUAAUGUCCUUCGAAAAAGUUUACCCGGAUUAAAUGUUCAUAAGUCUUCGCUUAAGAGUAGAGAUAUUUCCAAUCGACCUAGUGGUUCUAGUAUAAAUCGUCAACUCAUUUCUAAGGAUAGUAUUAGAACAUUUGACGAAAUACUAGAGUCAGAAGAGGAGCUAAGUAUAUUUUCGACAUCUGCAAAAGAUAUUGUGGUUCAUCCAUCUUACAAUUUGAAGACGCACUUUAUCAAGUUGUGUGAGAUGUUACCUGGUUCGUGCUUUAACGUCGGGGAGACAUUUGAGAGAAGACGAGUUAUAAGUUUAACUCACGUUAAUUGCUUGUUAAUACCGCGGUACUGGCUUUUUAAGAACAACGCCGACAAUACCUGGAACAUGGUGCUAGGUUUUCUAAACAGACAUAUUCCAAAUACAAAAAAAGCUUUUAAAUGGUUUGUCCGCGAACAAAAGUUCAAGAAAUACAAAAAGAAAUUGGUGGAGCAGCUUCUACAGCAAAAACGAGUGUGCAAUGAUAAUUCCAUACACAAUGUACCCUAUAGCAUCCGUUUAAAAGAAGGUUUUGAUAUCUAAAAUUAUAAGUGUAGAAAAAUA
Diabrotica virgifera virgifera (western corn rootworm) is the source of this 1742-nucleotide messenger RNA. RefSeq lists its product as uncharacterized. The record is from RefSeq and is a predicted model, not a curated record. Bases 105 to 1721 code for a protein of 538 amino acids. The transcript has 7 exons. NCBI's taxonomy places the organism in Eukaryota, Metazoa, Arthropoda, Insecta, Coleoptera, Chrysomelidae.